AUUCUAACAAAUGCAAUUAUGUUUAAUUCAGGGAUUAUGCCAUAUCAGUGAGCUGAGUGCAAAUUGGCUAGCCAAGGCUGAAGAUGCUUUCAAAGUAGGAGACCACCUGGAUGUCAAGCUCAUUGAGAUCAAUGACAAGGGGCAACUUCGUUUGAGCCGGCGUGCAUUACUCCCUGAUCCCGAGCCAGAGAAGCAAAGUGCAAAGCCACGCAGUGCUAGCCUUUCAAAUGACAAUGUAGUUUCACCAAAAACUUUAGAUAAGGGUAAACCUAAGAAAGCUUUGACUGUAUCAAAUGAUGGUUCAGCAUCAAGAAGUGCGGAAUCUCUCAAGGACAAAACAUUUCCUAUGAAGUUAUCAAGUCCAGGGAAAGAAGCAGCCAAGAGAUUAGUAAGUCCAGAAAAGGAUGGACCAGACAAGCCCCAAACGAAGAAAAGUGACGGCAACAUCUCCAGCAAAAGUGGAAAUGCAGUAGUCAAUGGAGAGGCAAAAGUUGUAUAAUAAACCUAUACGAUGGGAGUGUGAUUCAGAACCAUUUUUAAAAAUGUUGCAGGUGUCUGCUGUCCUCUGAGAUGGAAAUAAAAGAGAAUAGGGACUUCAGAAGAGUUGAGUUAUUGGUUUGGCUGAUGUUCAAACAUAGUUCUUUUUGCUCCGUGAAACUGAGAGGGGUUAUGAUUCAAGCUUUGGCGUGAGAUUUAGCAGGUUUUGUUCUGACGGGUUUAACAGUGGAAGAAAAUCUAAAUGGAGUAAUUUUCUUGGCAUGCAUCCCGUGAUCGAGAUUCAUGGUUAUGAGGGAUCAAUACGAUCAGUCUCUAUACAUCAAUGAAGUUUUUUUUCUUUUUUCUUCUCUGCUGUAACUGCUAUGUAUGAUUGAAGUUAGGAACUGCAAGCUGCCAGAGCGCCAGCAAAUUAAACUUGAAGCCAAGUACUAAGAUUUAGGUGCCAUUGUCCUGGAAAUCUUCGGUUUCUACCAGAAAUUCCAGGUUCACAGCCGUAGUAUUGGAUGUAAUACCUUGAAGCUACCAACAGAUGGUCGAUGCUACUAAAGUCCACUUCAUUUGAUAUACAUAAAUAUAUACAUAUAUGUAUGUUGGGCAGUGUUC
Nicotiana tabacum (common tobacco) is the source of this 1101-nucleotide messenger RNA. The record is from RefSeq and is a predicted model, not a curated record. NCBI's taxonomy places the organism in Eukaryota, Viridiplantae, Streptophyta, Magnoliopsida, Solanales, Solanaceae.